This is a messenger RNA of Abrus precatorius (Indian licorice), 2379 nucleotides long. Its product is annotated as U-box domain-containing protein 52-like. The transcript is spliced from 10 exons. The record is from RefSeq and is a predicted model, not a curated record. Gene Ontology annotation, biological process: protein phosphorylation. Bases 1 to 2379 code for a protein of 792 amino acids. Lineage: Eukaryota; Viridiplantae; Streptophyta; Magnoliopsida; Fabales; Fabaceae. Gene Ontology annotation, molecular function: protein kinase activity; ATP binding.
AUGUCAAGGUUUAAUGGGGAGAAGAAGCUCGGUGCAGGACGUGUGGUGGCUGUAGCUAUUGAUAAUAGCAAAACAAGCCAACACGCUGCAAAAUGGGCCGUGGACAAUCUUCUUCCCAAAGACCAAUGUCUCUAUCUAAUUCAUGUUAGACAGAAAGCAUCUUCGGCUCCCACAUCAUCGGGAAACCACGCCAUCGAAGGGAACGAAGCUGUGGCCGACAACGAAUCCAAGGAACUUUUUGAUUCAUUUCGUGUCUUCUGCAACAGAAAAAGUAUACAGUGCAAAGAAGUGUUGUUGGAGGACACGGAUGUAUCUAAGGCAUUAAUUGACAGCAUUUCCACGUAUUCCAUCGAGCUUCUGGUGCUUGGGGCGCCAUCAAAGGGGGGCCUUGUUAGAAGAUUUAGGACAACGGAUGUUCCAAGCAUUGUGUCAAAAGGAGCGCCACCAUUCUGCACGGUUUAUAUAAUUUCUAAAGGAAAAAUCUCAAGUGUGAGAUCUGCAACUGCUCCGUUGCCUAAAACCGCACCUCGGAACCAAUUGCAACCACAGCCACAACCACAACCACAAUCACAGCCAAUCCCAAGUCCUGAAAGAAUGAUGGAUCCUCAGGGCUCACGCAACUACCCAGUGCCACCAAGACAGCAAAAGCCAGCAUAUGGAUCACGCUUGGGGCUGGAUGAUGAUGACAUCAUAUCACCGUUCACAAGAAUUGGCAAAACAUAUGAGCCCUCAAAACUUGCGGAUUCAGAUAUAUCAUUCGUGAGCAGUGGAAGGCCAAGCAUUGAUCGAAUGUUCCCAUCAUUGUAUGAUGAUUUGGACAGUGCUAAUUAUGGAAUGGCUCCAGCUAGGCUUUCAUGUGGCUCCGAUUUUGAUUCCAGAAGCUUCGCCUCAUCUCUCUCAGGAGCUAAUAACAUGGAGGACUUCUCAUUCACCUCACAAGGCAGUGGCUUAUUAUCAUCAAGGCUAUCCGACAGUAACCCGGAUGAAAUGGAAGCGGAGAUGAGGAGGCUGAAGCUGGAACUGAAGCAGACAAUGGAAAUGUACAGCACAGCAUGCAAGGAAGCUCUGACGGCAAAGCAGAAGGCGAUGGAACUUCAAAGAUGGAAAGUGGAAGAACAGAAGAAAAUGGAAGAGGCGAGAAUGGGGGAAGAGGCAGCCAUGGCAAUGGUGGAGAUAGAGCAGGAGAAGUGCAGAACUGCGUUGAAGACGGCAGAAACAUCCCAAAGAAUAGCGACGUUAGAAGCACAAAAGAGAAUGAAUGCAGAGAUGAAGUGCCAAGCAGAGAGGAUGAAGACAGAGAGCGGUUUUGGACACGGCACUACAAGGUACAGAAGAUACACUAUCGAGGAAAUUGAAGAGGCCACAAAUCGCUUUUCGGAUUCCCUCAAGAUCGGCGAAGGAGGUUAUGGCCCCGUCUAUAGGUGUGAACUUGAUCACACUCAGGUUGCCAUUAAAGUUUUGAAGCCAGAUGCACAACAAGGACGCGAGCAGUUUCAGCAGGAAGUUGAAGUGUUAAGUUGCAUAAGGCAUCCAAACAUGGUUCUGCUGCUAGGAGCAUGCCCAGAGUAUGGAUGCUUAGUGUAUGAGUACAUGGCUAAUGGAAGUUUGGAUGAUUGUCUGUUCAGGAGAGGUAAGCCGCGUCCACCUCUUCCAUGGCAGCUAAGGUUUCAAAUUGCAGCAGAGAUAGCGACAGGGCUUCUUUUCCUUCAUCAAACAAAGCCAGAGCCAUUGGUUCACCGAGACUUAAAACCAGGAAACAUUCUUCUUGACCGAAACUAUGUGAGCAAGAUCAGUGAUGUGGGGUUGGCAAGGCUUGUCCCUCCUUCAGUUGCUGACACUGUUACUCAGUAUCGCAUGACAUCAACUGCUGGAACCUUCUGUUACAUUGAUCCUGAGUAUCAGCAAACGGGCAUGCUUGGAAUCAAAUCUGAUAUUUACUCGUUGGGAAUCAUGCUUCUUCAGUUGGUUACGGCUAAGCCACCAAUGGGUUUGACCCAUCAUGUUGGAAAGUCCAUUGAGAAGGGUACUUUUGCUGAGAUGCUUGAUCCUGCUAUUGAGGACUGGCCACUAGAACAAACCUUGCAUUUCGCCAAACUAUGCCUUCAAUGUGCUGAAAUGAGGAGAAAAGAUAGGCCUGAUCUUGGGAAAGUUGUGUUACCAGAACUCAACAAACUCAGAACCUUUGCUGAAGAAAGCAUGCCUCCUAUGAUGAUGUUUGGACUUGGAAGUGGUGCUGCAUUCGCUCCAAGAACCAGCAACUCUUCCAACCACUCCGCAGUUUCUUCCACUUCUCAAGACAAUAUGAGUGAAUCUCAAUCACUGUCUGGCAUCUCCGGAUAUGAAAGCCGCUCGAGUACAUCAUCACUGGGGAGAAUGUGA